Molecule: messenger RNA, 3525 nt
Organism: Penicillium vulpinum
Lineage: Eukaryota; Fungi; Ascomycota; Eurotiomycetes; Eurotiales; Aspergillaceae
Exons: 3
Coding region: 1-3525 (1174 amino acids)
Biological process (GO): negative regulation of transcription by RNA polymerase II
Cellular component (GO): nucleus; transcription repressor complex
Molecular function (GO): protein binding
Source: RefSeq, a predicted model, not a curated record
AUGGCAACUACGAUUUCCCAAGGCGAAAAAAGCUCUGGUUUUCAGGCAGGGAUGAUAAACGGCAACAUUGGAAAUGUCACUAUUGUACAAUCCGAAACGCUGAAUCAAGAAUGUCUUCGUGAUUUGCAUGCCACCAACCCUGUCGAUGAUAAAAAACGUAUCAAAAAUGACAAGGGCGGGCUACUCAAAGACUCAUAUCGCUGGAUUCUAGACAACAAAGAGUUCAAACAAUGGCAAGACAGCGAGAGAAAUCGCCUUCUCUGGAUCAAGGGUGAUCCUGGUAAAGGCAAGACGAUGCUCCUCUGUGGUGUCAUCGAAGAGCUGACGGGAUUGUAUGGGGAUAAUGCGAGUAUCUCGUUCUUUUUCUGUCAGGCUACCGACAUGCGGAUCAACAGUGCUACAUCUGUCCUGAGGGGUUUGAUAUAUUUACUUGUCAAGAAGAACCCAUCUCUUCUCCACCAUGUGCGAACUCGGUACGACUAUGCAGGAAAGACUGUCUUUGAGGAUGUCAAUGCAUGGAGCGCACUGUCAACAAUCUUCAGGGACAUUCUAAACGACCCGAAACUGCAGAUGACUUAUUUGGUAAUCGAUGCCUUAGAUGAGUGCACCAGUGGGCUCCGUACCCUUCUAGACUUAAUUGUCCAGGAAUCCUCAGUCAAUCCACAGAUAAAGUGGGUUGUUUCUAGCCGCAACUGGCCUGAAAUCACUGAGCGACUUGAAAUUGCUACCCAGCUAGCUCCAAUCUCAUUAGAGCUGAACGAGGCGUCUGUGUCUGAAGCAGUGAAUCAAUUUAUUCAGCAUAAAGUUGACGAAUUGGCCAAAGCGAAAAGUUACAGCGAAAAAACUCGCGACGGCGUUCAAUCCUACCUAUCGUCAAACUCGCAAGGUACCUUCCUCUGGGUGGCCUUGGUGUGUCAGAAUCUCGAAAAGAUACGAUUCAAUGUACUGAAGAAGCUAAAAUUAUUUCCUCCUGGGUUGGAGGCUCUAUAUGGUCGAAUGAUUAGCCAGGUUUGCGAAUCUGAAGAUGCCGAGCUCUGCAAGAAGAUACUGGCAAUCAUGUCAACAGUUUUUCGGCCUAUUACGCUACACGAACUAACUUCAUUUAUUAAACUACCGGAUGAAGUUUACGAUAAUCUUGUUUCUCUUGAAGAGAUAAUCGCAAUCUGUGGAUCUUUUUUCACGUUACGGGAACAUACUAUUGUGUUUGUUCAUCAGUCUGCAAAGGAAUUUUUACUCAAGGAAGCACUCAGUGAGAUACUUCCUAAAGGUAUAGAGGCUGAACACGACAUGAUAUUUGUACGAUCUCUCGACGUUAUUUUCAAGACACUUCAACGGGAUAUCUGGAAUAUCAAAUCACCUGGAAUCCACACGAAGGAUAUCUGCAAACCUAGCCCAAAUCCACUAGCAGCGGUGGAAUACUCAUGUGUCUACUGGAUGGACCAUCUUGAAGCUAGACUACUUAAUGAAGCUUGUGAGCUGGGAGUUUGUGACAGAGGUCGCGUGGAUACGUUUCUGCAGCAGAAACUCCUCCACUGGCUCGAAGCUCUUAGUAUUUUGGGAAGUGUUUCGGAUGGCAUCCAAGUGAUGCAAAAGCUCGAGAUGUUGAUUGAGGAUCAAAGACCAGAAUGGGUUCUGAAUGAUCCUGUGAAGACAGAAGAAUGGAGUCCCUGUUUUCAAACUUUUGAGGGUCAUAGUGAUGGGGUCACGUCGGUUGCCUGGUCGCCAGAUGGAAGCCGACUCGCAUCAGCAUCUCACGAUAAGACAGUCAGAAUCUGGGAUCCGGCUACCGGCCAGAGCAUAUCAACUCUCGAUGAGCAUAGUGGUACGGUCAUGUCAAUAUCCUGGUCGCCAGAUGGAAGCCGACUCGCAUCGGCGUCAGGUGAUAAGACAGUUAGGAUCUGGGAUCCGGCUACCGGCCAGAGCAUAUCAACUCUCGAUGAGCAUAGUGGUACGGUCAUGUCAAUUUCCUGGUCGCCAGAUGGAAGCCGACUCGCAUCGGCGUCAGAUGAUAAGACAGUCAGGAUCUGGGAUCGGGCUACCAGUCAGAGCAUUUCAACCCUUGAGGGGUAUAUUGGUUCGGUCACAUCGAUUGCCUGGUCGCCAGAUGGAAGCCAACUCGCAUCGGCGUCAAAUGAUAAGACAGUGAGGAUCUGGGAUCCGGUUACCAGCGAGAAUAUAUCAACUCUUGAUGGGCAUGGUAGUGAGAUAAUUUCGAUUGCCUGGUCGCCAGAUGGAAGCAGACUCGCAUCAGCGUCUAAUGAUAACACAGCCAGGACCUGGGAUCCGGCUACCCGCCAGGCUUUAUUAAUCCUUGAGGGGCACAGCGCCUGGGUCAACUCGAUUGCCUGGUCGCCGGAUGGAAGCAGACUUGCAUCGGUGUCAGAAGAUAAAACAGCCAGGGUCUGGGAUCCGGCUACCGGCCAGAGCAUAUCAACUCUCGGUAGGAAUAGUGGUUCGCUCUGGUCGAUUGCCUGGUCUCCAGAUGGAUGCCGACUCGCAUUAGCAUCUGGUGAUGGGAUGGUCAGGAUCUGGGAUCCGGCUACUGGCCAGAGCAUAUCAACUCUCGAUGAGCAUAGUGAGGAGAUCAUAUCGAUUGCAUGGUCGCCAGAUGGAAGUCAAAUUGCAUCAGCGUCUUAUGAUAACACUGUUAGAAUCUGGAAUCCGGCUACUAGCCAGAGCAUAUCAACUCUCGAUAGGCAUAUUGGCUCGGUCAUAUCGAUUGCCUGGUCGCCAGACGGAAACCGACUCGCGUCAGCGUCUGUGGAUAAGACAGUCAGGAUUUGGGAUCUGGCUACCGGCCAGAAUAUAAUAACCCUCGAUGAGCAUAGUGGUACGGUCACAUCGAUUGCCUGGUCGCCAGAUGGAAGCCGACUCGCAUUAGCGUCUGUUUAUAGGACAGUCAGGAUCUGGGAUCCGGCUACCGGCCAGAGUAUAUCAACUCUCAAUAGGCAUAGUAAUUCGGUCAUAUCGAUUGCCUGGUCGCCAGAUGGAAGCCAACUCGCAUCAGCGUCUUGUGAUAAAACAGUUAGGACCUGGGAUCCGGUUACCGGCCAGAGUAUAUCAACCUUCGAGGGGCAUAGUGAUUGGGUCUGGUCGAUUGCCUGGUCGCCAGAUGGAAGCAGACUCGCAUCAGCGUCAAGGGAUAAAACAGUCAGGAUCUGGGAUCCGGCUAGUGGCCAGAGUAAAUCAAAUCUUCUUCUUGCCUUCAUCGACUCUCUUCAAUUCGAGAACGAUGAUAUCAAUCUUCUGCGCACAAAUAACGGCACAUAUGACAUAGGCUCAAAAGGUCCGAUGACGCCUGUGUCGGACGACUCCAUCUUGCCGCUUAAGCAGUAUGGAUACGGAUUAAGCCAGGAAAGUUCCUGGAUUACCUAUAAUGGUCUUAACCUGCUAUGGCUGCCUCCGGAUUAUCGCCCUUCACGUUCCUUCCAUUUUGCCAAACAGACAAACGCAUUGGCAAUCUGCUCAUCGAGUCGUCUCAUAUUCCUUACAUUUUCACAACAGAAUCCCAUUUCUAGCCUUUAA